CAGCGCAACAGUCCUCUAUUGGUCCGGCGGCAGAGUCAGCGGUGCGGUUAGGCAAUAUUCUCAGUUUUGUCUUCAAUUUCAAAUUGAUUAAGUAAAGAAAUUCUCCUAAACUAGCCUGACAAGAUUGAAAUGUUACAGUUUAGGUUUUCAACAGUGCUGAAGGAGUUGUCUCAAUCCAACCUUAAGCGUCCCUUGACAGGUAUUGCCAGAAAUAAAUCGUCAUCACAAAACCCUAACUGCUUCAGAACCGCCUGUCCCGAUGCCAGAGCUAUAUCUAAGUUAAAGACUUUCCAUGGUGGGGGACACCGACCUCCAUGCGUCUUACCUUGGAUAAGGACUUUCUGCACGAAGACUGAAGGAGCAAUAGAGGCGACAGAACAGGUGAAAAAAGAUGAGGACGGCACAACAACCACGAGAAGGAAGGCAGGCAUUUUGCCCAGCCUGGAGGAUCUGCUCUUCUACACCAUUGCUGAGGGCCAGGAGAAAAUCCCAGCCCACAAAUUCAUCACGGCACUGAAGGCUACUGGACUGCGGACUGGAGACCCCCGGCUCAAAGAAUGUAUGGACAUGCUGAAGCUCACCCUCCAGUCCUCCUCAGACGGCGUCACGCUCGACAGACACCUGUUCAAGAAAUGUGUCCAGAGUAACAUCGUGCUGCUCACGCAGGCCUUCCGCAAGAAGUUUGUCAUCCCCGACUUCCAGUCCUUUACCUCCCACAUUGACGAGCUGUACGAGAGUGCCAAAGACUUGACCGGAGGGCAGGUUGCUGACUACAUUCCCCAGCUUGCCAAAUUCAGUCCCGACCUGUGGGCUGUGUCUUUAUGCACAGUGGAUGGACAAAGGCACACUGUGGGCGACACGAAGGUCCCGUUCUGUCUGCAGUCGUGCGUGAAGCCUCUGAAGUACGCCAUCGCCGUGCACGACCACGGCACCGAGUACGUGCACCGCUUCAUCGGCAAGGAGCCCAGCGGCCUGCGCUUCAACAAGCUCUUCCUGGAUGAGGAUGAUAAACCCCAUAAUCCGAUGGUCAAUGCUGGUGCAAUAGUGUGCACAUCCCUGAUAAAGCAAGGAGCAGGCAACGCUGAGAAGUUUGACUAUGUUAUGAACUUCCUGCAGCAGAUGGCAGGAAACGAGUAUGUGGGAUUCAGCAACGCCACAUUCCAGUCGGAGCGUGAGUCAGGAGACAGGAAUUUCGCCAUCGGCUACUACCUGAAAGAGAAGAAGUGUUUCCCAGAGGGCACCGACAUGACCUCCAUUCUGGACUUCUACUUCCAGCUGUGCUCCAUUGAGGUGACCUGUGAGAGUGCCAGUGUCAUGGCUGCCACCCUGGCCAACGGUGGCUUCUGCCCAAUCACAGGCGAGCGUGUGCUGAGUCCCGAGGCAGUGCGGGACACACUGAGCCUCAUGCACUCCUGCGGCAUGUACGACUUCUCUGGACAGUUCGCCUUCCAUGUGGGCUUACCAGCUAAGUCAGGGGUAGCAGGUGGUAUCUUACUGGUGGUGCCCAACGUGAUGGGUGUCAUGUGCUGGUCUCCUCCACUGGACAAGCUGGGCAACAGCGUGCGAGGCAUCCAAUUCUGCACCGAUCUGGUGUCUGUGUUCAACUUCCACAACUACGACAACCUGAGACACUUUGCCAAGAAGCAUGAUCCUCGUCGCGAGGGAGGGGACCAACGGCAGCAGCACAACUUCGGGCCCAUGGAUUACGAGAGCCUGCAGCAAGAGUUGGCUCUCAAAGACUCACUGUGGAAAAAGGUCUCGUCCACCGAGUCCAACCAGGACAGCUCCACCACUGUAGUGUAUAGGAUGGAGAGUGUCGGCGAGCGCAACUAAAAUACACAUGCAAAACAAGACUAAAGCCAGAAGAAAAAGAGAAAAGAAAAAAAAAAUCCAUAUAAAAAAAGGACCUGUUCACUGCACACAUGUUCUAAUGCAGUAUCAAAAGAUACAUACAAGUGAAUAUAUAUAUAUAUAUAUUUAUAUGGAAUAAAUUAUUCAGAUGAGUAUUUAUUUUCCACACAGCUCGAUGGAUUGUUGGAAAAAAAAUGCUGUAUUGUUUGUAUUCUUUCUUUGCACCUCUGCAGAUUCUGUCUUUCUUCCUGAUCUCUCUCUCUCUCUCCCACUCUUAUCUCUCUCUCACACUCUAUCCUCUAGUCUCUCUAAAGCAGAUGGUAGCAGCCUCAGGCAGCCCUCUCUAAGCUAAGAUGAGAAGUUGUUAGAGCCUGUUACUAUCGCAGGUCUGCUUUGCCUCAGCUCUCCUGUCUGUGUACAAUGUUUGUUAAAAAACCAUAGCAAGGGAUUCAGUUUUUUCUUUUAUUUUUCAUUUCUUUUUUUUCUUUUUCCAUGUUUUUUAUUUUGUUUUCCUUCUUAAAACUGGGUUUGGGUGGCCAGAGAGUUUAAAAACUGUAAAGUGAAUCCAUCGAGUGUAUGUUUCUGGGAUCUUUUUAGUUUUUGUUAAGUACACAGUGUGUGAAAAUGCUUCUUGUUUCUUGCUUUUGUUUUGUUUUGUUUUUGUUUUCCUGGUUUAUUGUCAUAAGCGUCUACCAGUGAGUAUUUCAGUUACAAGUGUUAAGUUGGGAUUUGGGGAUCUGAGGUGCUGUUGAGGGUCCUGUCUGCUUUUGAACUUUGUUACAGGUCAGCACAACACAAACACAUACUCUCUCUCUCUUACACACACACAUUUUAGAUACCUUAAUUCAAUUCCACAUUACAAGUAAAUUUUAAUUAGGAAUCAAAUGUUUUGAAUGAUCAAACAGACACACACACACACACACACACACACACACACACACACACACACACACACACACACACCGUAUAUAGUCUGUUAGCUUAGCCAAUCACUAAACAGAUCAUCUCUAGGCCAUAUAUUUUAUAGUGCAGUGCACCCUGGGCAUUGAACUGGAACAGGAAAACUAACUUCAGUCUGGUCAUUAAGUAUUGUCAGUGCUCGGAAGAGUCCCACUGCAAAUCAUAGCCUGAUAAAUGACAACAUUACUGGCUCUGGCAACAUCUUUAAAAAUUGUACAAUAAUUUAUGAGCCAACUGUUAUGCUAUAGCAGCAGGAGUGGUGGUUUCACCGCCUCAACAGUAGCCUCAGAACCUAAUGGGAUCCACACUUCACAAACGUUCCGUUUUAUACCUUUGUCAUCCUCCUCCUUACCUUCCUCCUCCUCUUCUUCCUCCUCCUCCUCUCUUCUCACAUCUCUUCAUAAUGCAAGCCCUGGAAUGUGACCAGAGCUGGAUCUUUCUUUGCACAGACAAAAAAACCCAAAGCCUUAGAUGUUAAAUGCUGCUCUUUAUCAGACACUAUCUAUCCAUUGGAUGUACAUUCAUGUCAUAUCAUGCUGGAGCUUAAAACAGUUCAUACAGAAAUCGUCUUUUUCAGUCAUUCAGCUAUGAUAAGCAGUGAUGUUGGAUUGAGCUGGAAAGAUAUUGGCUCUGUUGUCAGACUGAAACUUUUGGAUUUUGGAUUUGGCAUCUUUUUUUUUUCCUUUGGUGUGAUUUUAAGCAAAAUGCUGUUACUUGUAACUGAUUUUUUAUCACAAUUAAAUGUGUACUAGAAAUUGUCCAGAUAGGACAUAAUUCUCAAGCUCAUUUAGCCUUCAAAUAGGUUUUAUCUGUUCUGGAGUCAUGCUCUAUCUGGAUGACAUUUACAUAUAGAAUUACUGCUUUAAUUGUGGCUGACACUUGAAGUUAUUAUUGUUUUGUUUGUUUGUUUCUGAAUAUGGUGUGAGCAUUCAAAAGCUUGAUAGUGGAUCUAGCCUUGAAAAGCGAACUUGUAAAUGCGAUCCUUCCCACCUAAAAAUGACCACAAAAGUGAACAGCCAGUGCUUUGAACCGUUGUGCUUUCUCUUUGUGGCGAAACUGGAACUUGAAUGUUGCUACUCUUUCAGCUGACACUUGGUCAAACUUUUUGUCGUCACAGGUCAGAAAAGUGUAGAAAAUCGGAUCAAUUAUGAAAGUGAAGUUGAUAGCAAGAAACCACAAUUUCUCAUAUGAUUGCUCUGAAUUUGUCCAGCCCUGCUUACCCCUCCCAAAAUAAUGUGACAGCUGCCCAAUUAGCCCAUUUCACAAUUUUUGGGUUUCCGGCUUAGUUGAACUGAGGUUAAUAAUAUCUUGGAAGGGUCCUUCCUGUAGACUGUGCUGAAGAGUGACUAUGACCUUAUUUACAUCUAUGAACCUGAACCUGACCUCAGCAAACUUGACAAAAAGACAUUUUGAAAAAGCGCUGCAUUUUUAAUUAAUCUGUUUGUUGACAGCAAACGGCCAGCAAAUAGUGAUAGCUUUGAAUUUGAAUUUCAGCAGCAAGUUGGUUUACACAGUCAACAUGUUGUGAAAUGGGCUAAUUCAGGUUGACAGAAGAGAAGAGUUGUUUUUGAAUGCAGCACUGCUACUGAUGUUUUCUCUGAUUGGUCUGAUGUAUUGGUUUCCACACAUCCUGAAAACUCUUUCAUGUCUUUCAUGUGUGUGUUUCUCUCACUGUUACUUUUUUUCUGUCUCUCUGGUAUGCUCAUUUUUGUAUCAAUGAAUAAAUUUAUUUUAAUCCCA
Messenger RNA from Alosa sapidissima (American shad), 4551 nucleotides. RefSeq names its product glutaminase b (gene glsb). The transcript is spliced from 15 exons. The record is from RefSeq and is a predicted model, not a curated record. Bases 130 to 1833 code for a protein of 567 amino acids. Gene Ontology annotation, molecular function: glutaminase activity; protein binding. Gene Ontology annotation, biological process: L-glutamine catabolic process. NCBI's taxonomy places the organism in Eukaryota, Metazoa, Chordata, Actinopteri, Clupeiformes, Clupeidae.